GCUCGGAGGAUGCGGCAGCUCGGUGUUGGUAGCUGGUGUCGGCAUCGCGGAUUUUAGAGGUUUUCUCCAACGAAAACGCACGCCCCUGCAUAGGUAAACAGCAAUGGGAGCCGCUGCCCGUGACCUUCUCGCGGCCCUACUGGAGGGUGUGUUUGCCAGCGGGGAUGUCCAGACGACGACGCUGGCAUUCAGCAUUGCGUGCUCGCUGGGGUUCUCGGUGGCGUGCCUGCUGCUGGGGCUGGUGUACGGCCGGCAGAGCCCGCGGCCACAGCGCCCGGCUCGCACCAGCAGCUUCAGCAGCAGCCUGGCCGGCGCGGCGUCCGGCAGCAGUAAGAGGAUAGUGCUGUGUAAGAAGUCAAGUUCAGCUGAAGGACGGCACCUCCUGCAGCACCAGCCUGUAUUCCUCACGUGUCGCGAGCAGAGGAGGGAGCACAGGAAAUGCUCCAGGUGUGAUUCAGCAGAUGCCACACAGAGCUGCAGGUACAGAAGAUGUUUGCUGUGUUGCCGUGCGAGUAAACAGUCGAUCUGCGAUGUGCACGGCACGGCUGUGAUGGCCGUACAGAACAUCGUGGAGGGGGCGUGUGAGGACAGACCCACGGAGCUGGACCUCAGCUACCUGGGUCUGCACAGCUGUCCGGACAGGAUCGGGUUCGUGGGCGCCCAGCUGACGUGUCUGAACCUGUCCAACAACCGGCUCCACCAGUUGCCUGAAGACAUCGGCUGUCUGCGCGGCCUGAGGGACCUGUACAUACAGUACAACUGUCUGGAGGAGCUGCCUGUGAGUAUCGGUAACCUGACCAAGCUGACAGACCUGGACUGUAAGAACAACUCGCUGCGGACGAUCCCGCUCACCGUGGGCAACCUGACGGCGCUCACCUGCCUCAACGUCACCAACAACGUGCUGCAGCGCCUCCCGGCGGAACUCGGCAGACUUGCAGAGCUCGAGGAGAUCUGUGCACAUUCCAACCAGCUGGUUGAGCUCCCAGAUGAGUUGUGCAACCUGACAAACCUUACCGAGCUGUACCUGGGAGAGAACCGUCUGCAGCAGCUGCCGCGCGACAUCGGGCGUCUGGUGCGGCUGGAGGAACUGGACGUGUCCUCGUGUGAACUCACUCACCUGCCCGACUCCCUGUCCAGGUGUACAGCCCUCGUCAGGCUCUGGCUGUCUAACAACAGACUGCGUUACCUGCCUGACCAGCUGGGCCGGCUGCACCAUCUGAAGGAGCUUCACGUCAGGAACAACGACAUCAUGUACUUCCCAGCAUCCCUCGCCUACCUGCAGCUCUACACCUUCUCGGCCAACCAGAACCCCCUGAUAGAGGAGUGGGAUAACCGGUUGACCUCUGCCCUGAUCAGAGUGCCCUCUGACCCCUUGCCCAGUUUGCUGGAGCUGGCUGCCCGCACCGUGGCCAGACAGAACAUCACAUGGGGGAAGGGGGACCUGCCUCUGGACUUGGAAGUGCUGCUGCAGUGCAGGAAGCAGUGCUCCAGCUGUGAGGGCCCCUUCUUCUCCUACUUCAGCUCACAGGUGUUCUUCAGUAACGUGGGGAUGUUCCACAGGGUGCCCCUAUACCAGCAGGUCUGCUCUCCCUAUGUCAAUGCCCACUGCCAACCUGUACAUGCCAGAUAGGGGGCCUCGUUGCAACGGGCACCACUGGAGCCAUCACUGUCCCACUGAGAAACGUGAUGCUGUAGGUGAAAAUAACAGAGAAACAGAGCACUGCAUGUCCCCUGGAGAUCAUGCUAAGCCCUAGCUUUACUAGCCUGGGUGCUGGACUGUCUCCAUAGCCCACACAGGCCAGCUCCUCAGCUCCAGGGCCUAGCCUGGGUGCCAGACUGUCUCCGUGGCCCACACAGGCCAACUCUUUGGCUCUGUGGGCAACAUACACCCAAGGAAAUUAUACCACAGCCCUUUCAUCCACAGCACCCUGGCUAACUCUCGGCCUAGCUAGAAUGAUAUGGGUCUGGCAUCCAGGCAUAAAGUCACCACCAAUAAUGACUUUGGUUGUCAACCCCAAACAGGCAAAGUCAUCUGGUCUGGUUUGAUGAUGGUGUGAAUAAUCUUGCAUCCAGACGGGCUACCUUCUCACUGGAGCCCCCGUUCUGUGUACAUUUGUACUUCAAACUGACAUCUUCAUAUUUGUAUUUCGUCGCCAUUUUGUGAAAACCAAAGCGUUCAGUUGACAUGGCCCAACCAAAGAAACAACAGGAUGUGAAGAUAAAGGUGGUCAGCCUACCAAAAUAUGUCCUUUUAGAAUCGUUUGGCUGGUACCAAAUUGUUCAAAAGAAAUUCAAAUUUUCCUUGUCAUUUUGUGAAAACCAAGGCAUUCUGUUGACGUGGCCCAAC
This is a messenger RNA of Branchiostoma belcheri (Belcher's lancelet), 2347 nucleotides long. Its product is annotated as leucine-rich repeat-containing protein 58-like. The transcript is spliced from 12 exons. Lineage: Eukaryota; Metazoa; Chordata; Leptocardii; Amphioxiformes; Branchiostomatidae. Gene Ontology annotation, molecular function: protein binding. Bases 104 to 1630 code for a protein of 508 amino acids. The record is from RefSeq and is a predicted model, not a curated record.